Aspergillus tanneri is the source of this 1317-nucleotide messenger RNA. RefSeq lists its product as uncharacterized. The record is from RefSeq and is a predicted model, not a curated record. The transcript has 3 exons. Lineage: Eukaryota; Fungi; Ascomycota; Eurotiomycetes; Eurotiales; Aspergillaceae. Bases 1 to 1317 code for a protein of 438 amino acids.
AUGCAGAAGCGUCCUGCGAAGAAACAAAAGUCAGCCUCUAAAAAGAAGAGCCUGAAACCCUCAGAUCCAGAUAAUCCCGAAGCUGAACAUGUUGAGGUGUUGGAUAAUCAGCCAAAGCCCCAAGCUGAGUCGAGUCCAUCUAAAAAUGUUCAAUCUAGAACUUCAAAGUCUCCAAAUAAACCUAAACCUAAACAUACUCGCAUCUUGACCAACGCGGGGGCUUCAUUGCAGCAGCAUACCAAAAAGAACCGGGGCAGCCAUCCGCAAUCUCUUCGAAAUGUCCCUGUUUCUCCAAGCUCUUCACGUCUUCCCACGCUCUCACCACAGGCGGAAGCUGCAAUUCAGUUAGAGACCUACAGCCCUAAGGACACUUGCAAAGGGGACGCCAGAAUGGGACAGCUUCCCGCUACGGCCCAUGCUGGGGGAAAAUCAUACUUGAAGAUCUUCUUUGGGCGCAAGUCGCCGUAUCCCCGUUGGCUAGUGGAACGGAAAUCCUCAUCUGCUGCCUUCCAAGACUCAGACCCAGAGGGUCUCGAAUGGGUGCUUGAUGCUGAACCCCAUGUCCCCCCUCUGACGUCAGGGAGCUCCUGGUUAUACAGCUACGCAUAUUGGCACCUUGAAAAUGCACUCACCGACCCAAUUUUUCGGCACUAUGUGAGACGGUCCAUUCGGGAGGAUUACGAAGGAGCUUACUCCAGGCUCCAAGACCCUAUACCACCUCUUCCACCUGCAUUAUACUCGCCCUGUUUCCUGGAUCGACCAGCUGCUCUUGACAGGAUACCGUUCAGGUUUCCGGGCUACGAGCACCCAUCGUUGGCACAGCGCCUAGUAUCGCAGGCAUCCUUGCCAGUCGAGUCAUCCCCUGAUCGUAGGCAUCCGAGGUCCUCCAAAAUCCGUUCUUCGAGCAGCAGCGACCAUGGCCCUUGCCAACAGGAGACUUCUCUCCGGUCUACCCUGGAGGAAGGUGCGGAUGGUACGCCAACGCCAGUCGGAAGUCAGAUGUCAGGCCAAUUCCCAUCAAAGGAGAAGGGUGAAUCCUCUCAUGCCGCAUCAAACAAGAAGUUUACACCCCGUCCUAUCAUAUUAGAGGAGGGUGAAAUCUCUCGUGCCGCAGAACAGAGGUACCUUGUUGCCGUAGCAGCAGAGGAGGAGGCUAGAUCCCGUGUUGCCGUAUCAAACGAGAAAGGCAAACCCCGUACUGCCGUACCAGAAGGGGAAGGUAAAUCCUCUCAUGCCGCAUCAAACUGGAAGGGUAAAGCCCGUCUCGAAGUAGCAGAGGAGGGUGAAGUGAUUUCUUUCCCUCAAAAUGGUACAUAG